AUGAAUCCAAAUUUUGAAAAGGGUCUGAAUGAUGGGAUCAGUGGAGGCUGGCAGUCUAAGUUGACAUCCGAUGUUGGACCUCGAAAGAUGGCUCUCGAAAAGCCUUUGAAGGAUGGACAGUGUGGGUAUUGGAGUUGGGUUUCCAUUGAGAGGACAGUUUGUGGAACAAUGUCCUUCCAGCAACCCGAAGCGGAUCAUUGCAGUGGAAAUAUGCAUAAUCUAGAUGAUUAUUGCGUAGAUGAUCUACGGCUCAAUCCAGAUGGUACUGUCGAUGGUACGACAAUCUUCGUCUACACGGACUGUGCGACUCGACUUCCACUGCCUAUGAAUCAACAGACGAGCCGGGUAUAUAGGAUUCCAGGUGUCGCUCUAGAUAGCGAGGAAAUUUCCAUACUAUCCCAAGGCCUAGGAUCAGAUCGUGAGCCGAGUAUGAUCCCAAUAAACUUGGGACAACAGGUGCUAUGA
Penicillium manginii is the source of this 465-nucleotide messenger RNA. RefSeq lists its product as uncharacterized. NCBI's taxonomy places the organism in Eukaryota, Fungi, Ascomycota, Eurotiomycetes, Eurotiales, Aspergillaceae. The transcript is spliced from 2 exons. The coding region runs from base 1 to 465 and encodes 154 amino acids. The record is from RefSeq and is a predicted model, not a curated record.